This is a messenger RNA of Aquila chrysaetos chrysaetos, 4961 nucleotides long. It is a transcript of the gene LEMD2, whose product is annotated as LEM domain nuclear envelope protein 2. The coding region runs from base 69 to 2474 and encodes 801 amino acids. The transcript is spliced from 9 exons. Gene Ontology annotation, biological process: negative regulation of BMP signaling pathway; nuclear envelope organization. Gene Ontology annotation, molecular function: chromatin DNA binding. Gene Ontology annotation, cellular component: nuclear inner membrane. NCBI's taxonomy places the organism in Eukaryota, Metazoa, Chordata, Aves, Accipitriformes, Accipitridae. The record is from RefSeq and is a predicted model, not a curated record.
CAAGAUGGCGGCCGCGCUUCCCUACUCGCAGGGCGCUUCCGGUGGGGCCUGGUGUCAGCGCCGCGGCUAUGGCGGAGCUGACAGACGCGGAGCUCCGGAGGGAGCUGAUAGCUCUCGGUUACCGGCCGGGGCCCAUCACCGCCACCACCCGCAAGGUCUACGUCAAGAAGCUGGGCUGCCUGCGGGCCGAGGUGGCGGCGGCCAAGCGCAGGGGCCGCGGCGCGCCGCCGAGCCCGGCCCGCACCCCCGCCAGGCCGCAGCAGGCCUCGCCCUCACGGCAGCGCUCCGGCUUCAACCUCAGCCCCGUCGGGGCCGCCCGCGACAGUGAGGAGGAGGAGGAGGAGGAGGAGGAAGAGGAGGAGGAGGAGGAGGAGGAGAAAGGGGUGCAGCCGCCCGCGUCCCGCUGGGGGACGUCUGGGGAGGGUGGCGGGCUGUCCUGGGGGGACUCCCGGGGGUCCCCCCCGGGCCGGGGCGGAGGACUCGGCUCCAGGGCUGAGGGAGGCCUGUCCCGGGACAGCUUUGGGGGGCUGAGCCCCUCGGCGCAGUGGGGGGCGUCUGUGGAGAGAAGUGGGGGGGCCGGGCUUGGGGCAUCCCUGGGUGGGUUUGGGGGGCUGAGCUCCCCCUCUCAGUGGGAUACGUCUAUAGAGAGAAGUGGGGGGCUUGGGGCUGGGUCGAAGCCAUGCCUGGAUAGGUCUGGGGGGCUGAGCCCCAUGUCUCAGUGGGACACGUCUGCAGAGAGAAGCAGGGGGCUUAGCACUGGGCUGGGGGCGUCCCUGGAUGGGUUUCGGGGGCCAAGCUCCGCGUCCCAAUGGAGCACGUUUACAGAGAGAAGUGAGGAGCUGAGCGCUGGGUCGGAGCCAUCCCUGGAUGGGUUUCGGGGCUCAGGCUCCUCGUUGCAGUGGGGCAUGUCAACAGAGAGAAGUGGGGGGCUCAGCACUGGGUUGAGGCCGUCACUCGACAGGUUUUCGGGGUCAAACGCCACAUCCCAGUGGAGCCCAUCUGUAGAGAGAACUGGGGGGCUUGGCAUCAGGGCUGGGUCAGGGACAUCCCUGGAUGGGGCUGGGGGCCUGAGCUCCACGUCCCCAUGGGGUACCUCCACAGGCAGGAGCGGGGGGCUCAGCUCCAGACCCCUUUCCAGCGAUGAGACUGAGGGUCUAAAGUCCAGGAGCCAUUGGGGCAUGUCGGGAGGAGGAAUUGGGGGGCAGAGCUCCCGAGCUCAGUGGGAGACAGCAGGGGAAAGGAAGGGGCUCUUCUCUAACAGCUUGUGGAGGCGGGAAAGCGAGGUGACACCCAGCACCCACUGGGGCACCUCAGCGGGACCUGGGGCUUUGAGUCACCAGUUUGGGAGAGGGAAAGAGGACUUGGCUUCCAGUGUUCGGAAGGAGGCAGACAGGGAUCUGAACCCUGGUAGCCGGGGAGGGGGAUUGAUCCGGCGGUUCCCGUGGAGGGCUAUGACCGAUGCAGGGGUGGCCUCAGGGAGCCGGUGGGAAGCGUCGGGGGCAGGACAGGGAAUAACCUCCCGCACUCACUUGUUGCGGUCAGCCCCCAAGCAGCAGACGGAAGGAAAGGGCAAAGGCCUUGAAUACUAUCUCUCCCAGUUCCUUUGCUUCGCCAGCUUUGUGCUACUGCUGAUUUUUCUGGGCAUCCUCGCGGUGAAGAUGAUUGGGUCAGGCUGGCUUGACAGGAGAGAGGAGAACUUUAAUCUCUUGCCUGUGGAUUGUGACAAAAGAACGGAUGAUUUCUGUCGAGCUAAACAGAAGGACGUAAUAAUGAACGUGCUGCACGAGUUGUAUAACUACUUGUCCAUACAAGCUGGUAAUUUUGAAUGCGGAAACCCUGAGAAUCUAAAAAGCAAAUGCAUUUGGGUUAGUGAAGCGAGGGAUCACGUGGUGAAUAUAACUGGUAGUUCCCCACAGAAGUUUGAAGCUGCCCUGCACUGGAUACUAAACAGUAACAAGGAUUUAGGAAUAUGGUUGAAAGGCAGAGACCUUUCGGAACCAGUUACCAAAGUGGAGGAAGUGUUCUGUCUCGAAUCAGCCCAUCCUCAGAUGGGGCUCGGCUGCCGUUUCCGUCGGGCAGUGGUCACUGCCAUUAUGAACCUUUUCCUGUUUUUCUGGUGUCUGGUAACUCUUUGGGGGAUCCUAAUCUUCCUUAGGUAUCGCUGGCGGAAGAUGGAGGAAGAAGAACAAGCCAUGUAUGAAAUGGUGAAGAAGAUCAUAGCUGUUGUCCAGGACCACUAUAAGGAAUGGGAAAGGAAUUUGGAGCGUUACCCCUAUGUUGGCAUUUUCCACGUUCGGGACAGCCUCAUCCCUCCUCAAAGCAGAAAAAAAAUGAAGCGGGUCUGGGAGAGAGCUGUGGACUUUCUGGCUUCAAAUGAGUCACGGAUUCAGACAGAGUCGCACAGAGUAGCAGGAGAAGAUAUGCUUGUGUGGAGAUGGACUCAACCUUCUUACGUCUCAGAUUCAGAGCAUUGAGGAGGAGCAGAAGUUGAGCAACUGUUGAUAUGGACCUCUGCAAGGGGACGGCCCCUUCUCUGGUGGUGGGAAAGAGCAGGUCAUGGUCCUAAUCUCCUAGGCUUGGGGAUUGCGCGUAUCUGUUUGCUCUUCUUUCUGAAAAUCUUCACACACAAAACUUCAGGGCAAUAAUGUUGGCUUGGAAAGAAGAUGGGCUUGAGCUGGUGGGAAGCUAGAAUUGCACCAAAGUUAGCCUUCCAGCAGAUAUCUGGCUUCCGUAGAGAAGCAAACCUAGAACAACUUUUUAAAAAGGAAAAAAGAAAAAGCAUACCUAAUAUGGAGGGACUUAGGAUCUCUCUGACAAUGCUUAGGUAUUUUAAAUUUGACCUCAAUUCUGCAAAGGCCAACUGGUGGCAACGUCCAUCAGGGAAUGUGUUUGAAGAAGAUUAACAUUUCCCAUGGAAACAUUAGGGUGGCAGUUAAGAUGCAUUUUGUUAGAAUUUGUUUUUAUCUGUACAAAAACAUUGAUGAAAGCACUUGCUGCUUCCUAGCGAGGAAAAUGUUUGUGUCGGCUUCACCCUUUAAAAAUGGGGGAGAGGAGGAGAAGGCAGGUGAAGGUAGUCCUAGAGGGAGGGCAGUCUGAUGUGCCUUGGUCAUUUGGGCUGGGUUGGGUGGGAUGGAGGAGUGGUUGUGACCCUGUUAUAACUUCUAAGUCUGCAGUCUCUGUGCUUUAUGAUUUCUGGGGGGUGGGGGGAAUUUGGGUGGAAAAUAAAGGAUCUAGGAAGCUUCAGAAAGCGCUUUCUUGUGGCUACAGCCAAAGGGACUGCUUCAUGAGCUGUUAAAGAGCAGCUUUGGAAAGGCUAUUAGGGCUGAAUGUACAUGUUUAACCUGGGCAGCUGCAAUGUGUGUGCUGUAUGUCAGAGCAGAGAUGUACCACGCGUGGAGUGUCAGUACAGGGAUUGCCAAGUCAAUGUUCCUGCAGCCUCAGAAUAGGUACAAGGAGCAGCGAUGAAUCCUCUGUUUGUGCUACUACAGGCAUUGUAUUUUGUAUCUAUAAUAAUUUGGUUACUUAAGUUUCUUUUUAUGUCCAGCAAAUGAGUGUUUGUUUCAAAGAAAAUAGCACCUGUGUGUGGCAGUUUAGGCUAGGCAGAGAUACUGCUGAUCUGCUCUUCCCAAUAUUGUAAAACAGCCGUCCAGCUCACCACUAAGACAGCAGGGACCAAAUUAAUUUCUGGCAUAUGCUGGUAAAACCUGCAGAAAGAAGCCAGCAGUGAUUUGAACCCGGGUAACCAGUGAAUGUUGUUCUCCUUAGCAUCAUGGGUACAGUGUGAAUGCUUUCAUUCACCUCUGAUGCUGGAUGCACGGAGAACUUUCUCUUCAGGCUCUGGGUUAGCUUACGAUGGCUGCCGAAGCCCUGCUCCCUGCUUUGCAGGCUGGUGAUGCCACGUACAAGGUUGGUUCCUUCUGCUAGUCCCUGCUCACCUCCCGGUAUGAAGUCUGCACUUCUCUGCCCCACUGCCGGCUUUGGUGGGGUUUUCCACCUAUGUACCAUGCAGGCUGCUGCGGAAGGACUGCAGAGACUCCUUACAUACCUCCUGCUGGUGGUCAUCAACUAAAACAAGUGGAGAGAGCAGAUUUCUCUAGGAACAAAACGUGGGCAGGUCUUUCCCAUUAAAUGGGAAAUACCCUGCGUGGAGUUGACUCUUACCCUGUAUUUUCUUUUUGGUUGCAAGGGUAGGGCAUUUGCACGGAAGAGGAGACUCAACAGCUGUCUUCAAGACAAUGACCAGCUUCUUCCACUGUUAAUAAAAUAGGGGAUAAAGUGAAGGCAGCCUUGAUUCUUCUAAAAUGUUGUAACGAGAUCGUCACUGCUGCAGUAGGAAUUUUUGCAAACACCGGUGCCUACAUUCUUAAGCCUUUUUAAAAUAUUUGUGGGGUUUGGGUUAGCUUUUUUUAACCAUCCAAAUCCAGAAGUGAAGAGUCAGACAUUGCAGUCAUCUUUUUUGUAUUAAACUUGUUUUUGUAGAAUAAGUUUCACUGGCUUGGUGCUGUUUAUAUGUUCAGUUUAGCUCUGUAAAUCAAUAUAUAAAAUAAAUUUAUUACAAAUAAUUUGUUACCUUUAUUUUUAUUUUAUUAAUCACAGAUUGUUCCAAGUGCUUUCGCUCAGGCAGAUCAAAUAGAUCCUGCUCCGGAGAGCUCACAGUUUCUAAGAAUAAGACCGAAGAUGGCAUGGGAAUUGCAUGACAGCCUAAUGAGACAAUGUGGAUCCUUGUGACGCUCGGUGAUCUCGGCGCAAUAGCCAGCAGUCUGAAGUGUUUGGUUGCAAAUUAAAUCUCUUUUGGGAAUAGUUGGCAUUAAGCAGAGGUGUGUAUGAAAAGCAGUUAGCUUGUUUAGCUGCAUUUUGUAGAGAUUGACGGCUUGGGAGGGUUGUGAAACUGUAAAUAUUAGUUUAGCAGAUGGAUCAGUAUUCCUGUGGCCCAUAAUAAAGCAGUUAUUUAAAGCAGGGAA